CAGCACUUGAUCAACACAGUCACGCCUCACUAGUACUGGGCACAGAUCAUGGCAGCGCUUUACCGCUUUCCCAUGGAUGGUAACUAGUCCUACAGACAUGCCUUGGUACAGCGGGCAGUGCACAGGUACGGCUUUGAAAAACAAUACCGUAAUGGAAUUUAUGAGCACAAAUAGUGAUCACAAGGAAGAGACUGAAUUGUUGUAUGCUUUUCUGAAUAUGUCGGACAUUGUUAACAAUAUGGAAAAUUUGUACCUAGAUGGUGAAGACUCUGAUGAAGAUAAAAGGACAGUUGCUACAUGUCAUGAACCAUACGAAUAUGAAAACAGAUCAGAUUCUUUGAUUCUGAGUGGACAAGAAAUGUCUCUUUUGUCUUCUGUCAGAUAUGGAACUACCAGGGAACUACUCAACUUUGCAAAUCAAGUCUCGGAUGUAAAAAACAAUUUGUAUAACUGUCUGCAAAGUGAAUGUGGAAUUAUACUGAACAGGAUGCUAACAAUCAAAAAUGGUCGUUAUCAGAUAGACGCAGAUGUGCUCUUAUUCCCUUGGAAGCGAACGUACAAAAAUAUUGGUUCUGAAUUUAUUCCUUCUGGUGCUUUUGGAAGUGUACAUCUGGCACAAGAUAUAGAGACAAGAAAACGAAUGGCAUGCAAAUUGAUCCCAGUAGAACAGUUCAAACCAGCAGAUGUGGAGAUACAAGUUCAGUUCUGUCAUGAAAAUAUCGCUGAGCUAUACGGGGCUGUGUUGUGUGACCGUAUAGUUCAUCUUUUCAUGGAAGCUGGAGAAGGAGGCUCUGUCAUGGAAAAGCUGGAAAGCUGUGGCCCGAUGAGAGAAUUUGAAAUCAUCUGGGUGACAAAAAACAUUCUUAAAGGAUUAGAUUUUCUUCACUCAAAAAAUGUCAUCCACCAUGAUAUAAAACCGAGCAACAUUGUUCUGAUGUCAACAAAAGCUGUUCUAGUGGACUUUGGACUAAGCGUUCAGAUGACUGGUGAUCUGUAUUACCCAAAAGACCUCAGAGGGACAGAGCUUUACAUGAGUCCAGAAGUCGUUCUCUGCAGAGGCCACUCUACCAAGUCUGAUAUAUACAGUUUGGGAGCCACAGUUAUUCAUAUGCAGACUGGAAAUCCUCCCUGGGUGAAGCGGUACCCACGCUCAGCAUACCCUUCCUACCUCUAUAUAAUACACAAGCAGGCACCGCCAGUAGAAGACAUAGCAGAAGAUUGCAGUCCCGCCAUGAGGCAGCUUCUUGUUUCAUUACUGGAACGUAAUCCCAAUCAAAGGCUUUCUGCUGCUGACCUGCUAAAACACGAAGCCUUGCAUCCUCCUCCAGAGGACCAACCUCGCUGCCAGAGUUUGGACAGUGCUUUGUUUGAAAGGAAACGAUUACUCAAGAGAGAGUUUGAGCUGCCUGAAAACAUAGCAGACUCAUCAGUGUAUGUGAGUGAAGAAUCGGAGAUGCUCAGAAGACAGAGGUCUUUGUCUCUUGACCUAGGAGCCCUUGCUGGCUAUUUAAACAUUGUCCGCGGACCACCUAAUAUGGAAUAUGAUUGCCAGUAAUUAUGCAUUGAUAAUGAGGAGACGGAAAUAUGAAAGCCAAAGACUGUCGUGUGAAUUGGGCACUGUGAAUUAACGAUUAGCUCCUGAUAUAGUUUGAACGCUAUAAAUCACUACACUAAUAAACAAAAUUUCACAGGGGAAAACUUUUACUGCAAUUAUAUAAUGUUUUAGAUAAAAUCUUAUAAAUUGCUUUAUGCUUAUGUUAUUCAUUAGCUGUGCUGUAAUUAUGGGAAAUCUUUCAAUGUGGCAGAUGUCAAAACUAGUGUAUACCUUAUAAGUAGCAAAAAUGUUUAAAAAUAUGCUUGAGAGAGUGAUUAUGUUCCUGUGGAAAUGUAGUUACUGUUGUUUUUUGUCAGAAAAUGUUGUGUAAUGUGCUAACAUGUUGUUGUGUACAUCCUAAAGGAUGAUCUGAUAUUCUGUAAGACUAAUUAUUCUGCCUCUGUUGUACAGAGUAUAGAUGUGCUAGGGAUAGCAUUUGGUGUACUAUAUACACAAAGUAGCAUACUGUGUAUGCUUAACACAUCAUGUGAUAUGGCAUUCAGGCCAGUUUGUUAAAUUUAAGCAUUCGUUGAAGAGUGUCACUGUAAAAAAAUAUAAAAAAAAAUAUAUUAAUCUUAUUGUCAAAAUAAAUCAACAGUGUAAUAGCU
Messenger RNA from Bombina bombina (fire-bellied toad), 2202 nucleotides. RefSeq names its product mitogen-activated protein kinase kinase kinase 8 (gene MAP3K8). Gene Ontology annotation, molecular function: protein kinase activity; ATP binding. The coding region runs from base 77 to 1555 and encodes 492 amino acids. The record is from RefSeq and is a predicted model, not a curated record. Gene Ontology annotation, biological process: protein phosphorylation. Lineage: Eukaryota; Metazoa; Chordata; Amphibia; Anura; Bombinatoridae. The transcript has 8 exons.